AUGUGCGCGUUGUAUAAAGAAUCGUAUCAGGAGGAUGGUAAAGUGGUAAUUUGUUGGGGGCAAGGUAAACAUUACGCAAAAUGUCCGAGCGGUUAUAGAUGCAAACAUUUUGAAUUUAGUGGAAUUUGCUGUCCUAAAGAAUCAGAAGAUUAUUUUUUAAAUAAACUAAUUAGCAGCAAAUUGCAGAACUAUAUGAAAAAAAACACUAACUCUAGCUGUGCGAAAGGACAUUUGAUGACGCACGAGUUUAGUGGCCGGCAAAUGCCACUCCUCGGCAAAUCCUGUCUUGACGACUUCUGCCCCGCAGACAGCAAGUGCCAUGAGCAAAAGGUGUUUGCAUAUUGCUGCCAGCGAUUAGCAUUUGAAAUUGUUUGUACACGUCACUGUUAG
Molecule: messenger RNA, 390 nt
Organism: Gongylonema pulchrum
Lineage: Eukaryota; Metazoa; Nematoda; Chromadorea; Rhabditida; Gongylonematidae
Source: the annotation of a GenBank genome assembly